AUGUUUUACGCGCAGUUCGUACUAUCAAAGAAAGGACCACUGGCAAAGAUUUGGUUGGCAGCACAUUGGGAGAAGAAGCUGUCAAAAGCUCAGAUUUACGAGACUAAUGUACAAGAUGCUGUUGAUGAAAUAUUGCAACCGAAGGUUAAAAUGGCUUUGCGAACUACCGGACAUCUUCUGCUUGGUAUUGUGCGAAUAUACUCCAGGAAGGCAAAGUAUUUGCUCGCUGAUUGCAAUGAAGCCUUUCUCAAAAUUAAAAUGGCGUUCCGUCCUGGACAAGUCGAGAUGAUGGAGGAUGGCAAGGAAGCUCCUUUUGCUGCUAUCUCACUACCUGAAGUCUACACAGAUUUCGAUUCCACUUUACCGGAAUUCAAUGAAGCCGAGUUCGCCAACCAUUUGCAGAUCAAUCAAAGCAGGAUAGAUGAUAUUACUCUGAAAGAGGACCACAUUUCCGAUCAACACAUGUUUGGCGCCGAAUUUGCCGUAAGUUGUGAAUAA
Cooperia oncophora is the source of this 498-nucleotide messenger RNA. The record is from the annotation of a GenBank genome assembly. NCBI's taxonomy places the organism in Eukaryota, Metazoa, Nematoda, Chromadorea, Rhabditida, Trichostrongylidae.